Molecule: messenger RNA, 1137 nt
Organism: Hevea brasiliensis (rubber tree)
Lineage: Eukaryota; Viridiplantae; Streptophyta; Magnoliopsida; Malpighiales; Euphorbiaceae
Product: chromatin remodeling protein EBS
Exons: 5
Coding region: 233-907 (224 amino acids)
Molecular function (GO): chromatin binding
Source: RefSeq, a predicted model, not a curated record
GCAAGUGGCAAAACAUUUAAUAAUUGUUUAAAUUUGAGCUAAAAGGAAAAGCCACAUCAGGAAGCAAGGUCAAGGCACAGUCUCACGCACAGUUCCCUGUGUCUUCUCUCUCAUCCCUCCUCCAUGAGAAGCAGAAGCUAGGUCCUAGGGUUCCUCUCCCUCCAUCGUACAAAUCUUCCCCAAAUUUACUUUCUUCAAAUCUCACAUUACCCCAGCCAAGCCUAUCACUUCCAUGGCCAAAACCAGACCAGGCCUCAUCUCCAAGCCCAAACACGGCAAAAGAGAGCUCGACUCCUCCACCAUUCGCGGCACCAACAAAGUCGUCAAAGUGGGGGAUUGCGUGUUGAUGAGACCAUCGGACACCGGAAAGCCGCCAUACGUGGCGAAAAUUGAGGGAAUCGAGGCGGAUAGCAGAAACAAUGUGAAGGUAAGGGUGAGGUGGUACUAUCGGCCCGAGGAGGCGCUUGGUGGCCGCAGGCAGUUUCACGGUGCCAAGGAGCUCUUCUUAUCUGACCAUUACGAUGUGCAGAGUGCUCACACUAUUGAAGGGAAGUGUACAGUUCACUCUUUUAAGAAUUAUACCAAGCUUGAGAAUGUUGGGGCUGAGGAUUAUUAUUGUAGGUUUGAGUACAAGGCUGCUACGGGAGGCUUCACGCCUGACCGCGUUGCUGUGUAUUGUAAAUGCGAGAUGCCAUAUAACCCGGAUGAUCUUAUGGUGCAAUGCGAAGGUUGCAAGGACUGGUAUCAUCCUGCUUGUGUGGGCAUGACCAUUGAAGAAGCAAAGAAGUUAGAUCACUUUGUUUGUUCUGAAUGUGGAUCAGAUGAUGAUAUCAAAAGAUCACAGAAUGGAUUUUCUUCGUCACCGGCAGCCGAUGGCAAGUUAGAGACCAAGCGACGGAAGAGAUAGAAUGCAGGUGGGAGAUUAACAAAAUGCAUGGGGAGAUGAGGCUGCUCUUGCAGAUGUAGCUUUAUAAUGUUGUCGUGUGGAAUGUAUAGUGCUGAAAACAAUGGUGUGCUUUGUCCAAACUAUAGGCCAUCAGUAAUUUAUGUGAUUAUCUUGUGGUAUAUGUAGCUAUGCUAGGUUUAGGACAUAAUUCUGUCACCGAUCUAUCCAGAAAAGAAGUUUCAUUUUGCUCA